Molecule: messenger RNA, 390 nt
Organism: Aspergillus nidulans FGSC A4
Lineage: Eukaryota; Fungi; Ascomycota; Eurotiomycetes; Eurotiales; Aspergillaceae
Exons: 2
Coding region: 1-390 (129 amino acids)
Source: RefSeq, a predicted model, not a curated record
AUGAUAUCGAAUAGGUGCCGCCGUCGCGUGUGGACCCCGCUACCGCAGUCUCACACAAUUAUCCUCUUCUUUCUGGAUAAUCACAUAAUUGUCAACAUGUCGUUUUCUAUCGAUGUUGGAGGUGCCAACACCUUCAGCAUAGGCGCAGGUAGAGCCCCUUUAGUCCUGGACGAGUCGACACGUACCCUAUAUAACCGAGCCAUAUCCAACCUCUUCUCACUAACGGAUCAAGAACGCCGACCCGUCACCCACCGCAGCCCACCACACGAGAAAGACACUCUCUGUCAAAAUGCCUGCGACUUGUCCAUGGGCGAGCUAGUUACCAAAGCCAUCAAUAUCAGCAACAACAAUGGUGAUGACAAUGAUGGGUUUCUAGCAGCCUCGGCCUGA